AUGAAAACAUCACAAAAUGAGGUAAAAUGUAAGAACUAUAGCGAAGACUCGGCUCCCGAACAGAAGCCAUCACUGCUAUCACCGCCGCGACCGGAAACGGCUGCAAACUAUAGCGAAGACUCGGCUCCCGAACAGAAGCCAUCACUGCUAUCACCGCCGCGACCGGAAACGGCUGCAGUAAUGGUGUCCCUCACGAGUGACGACAAGAUAUCUAUGGACGCGUCCAAACUCAAGAGUACGACCACCGAUGACACGUCACUGGUUGUCCAUUUGGACGACACUCACAGUGAUAUGGAUGGCGAUCCCGAGGGCGCCAACAGUUCCGAUAUUAAUGACAGCAGAGAUACCAAUGAAAAGAAAUCAAUCCGUAAAUCGAUUAACGAAUCUAAUUCUGAUUCUAAGAGUGAGUCCAAUGAGAACAAGAACUCCACUGAAGAGUUGAAUAACUCAUCCAAAGAUUCAAACAAAUUAUCGGAAAAGGAUUCGUCAAAAUCCAAGAGUUUACGUUACGUUAUGAUCUGCGGUCGCGAAGGGUUUUCCGUGUCUGUCGAUUGCCAGCGUUAUAUACCCAAUCACCAGACGGAGUCCUGUGAUUUCGGAGACUUAACGUUUUGGUAUUCUCAAAACACGGCAAAGUAG
Oppiella nova is the source of this 639-nucleotide messenger RNA. The record is from the annotation of a GenBank genome assembly. NCBI's taxonomy places the organism in Eukaryota, Metazoa, Arthropoda, Arachnida, Sarcoptiformes, Oppiidae.